Molecule: messenger RNA, 346 nt
Organism: Sinocyclocheilus rhinocerous
Lineage: Eukaryota; Metazoa; Chordata; Actinopteri; Cypriniformes; Cyprinidae
Product: huntingtin-like
Exons: 3
Coding region: 1-279 (92 amino acids)
Cellular component (GO): cytoplasm
Source: RefSeq, a predicted model, not a curated record
AUGGAUUCCAACUUGCCUAGGCUGCAGCUUGAACUGUACAAAGAGAUUAAAAAGAACGCUGCCUCUCGGAGUCUACGCGCAGCCUUGUGGAGGUUUGCUGAACUUGCUCACCUAGUGCGUCCACAGAAAUGCAGGCCGUACCUUGUGAAUCUGCUGCCGUGUCUGACGCGGAUCACAAAACGUCAGGAGGAGACUGUGCAGGAAACUCUUUCUUCUUCAAUUCCUAAAAUCAUGGCUGCCCUGGGUCACUUCGCCAAUGAUGGAGAGAUCAAGGUAUGAGUUCAGUACUAUAAAGAAAGAGAUUUAAAACAAAAAAAACCCCAAAGGAAACCACUGUAAACUACGU